AAAUCCCUGGACUGGCCCCCGCACUCUGCCCAGCUGCAAGGGUACAGGGCUUCCUGCACGACACAAGCUGAGUCCCCGCCCACUAUCUUCCCCAGCCGAGAUCCCCCCCCCCCGCGGUCCGAAGUUCGCGCUGCCCGGACUCUAAUUCGCGCUGCCGGAGAUGAAGUAGGGUGGAGCCGGAAGCGGAAGCACGGCUCGGGCCUGGCCCCGCUGCGGGGUGGGGGCCGGACCAUAGAGAGAGCGCCACGUCGGGUGAGCGCCAGGUCCGACGCCACCGAAUCAGCUCAGGGACAGUGUGACAGAGGAGCCGGACGCAACCGACUCAACCUGCCAGGGGGAGCCGGAGGCGGCGUCUCGAGGCCAGGGGGGGUCCCCGCCGCUGCUCGCCAUGCGGGUGCCUCGUCCGGGCCCCGGACUCCUGGGUCCCCUGCUGCUGCCGCUGCUGCUGGCCGGCGGGUGCGGGGCGCUCUCGUUCCAGCUGCCGGCGCAGACCCGCAAGUGCCUGAAAGAGGAGAUGCACCGCGACGUCAUGGUGACCGGGGAAUACGAGGUGUCAGAGCCCGGGGCGCCGGGGGCCAGGACCGAUCUCCGGGUCACAGACUCCUCCGGCCACCUGCUCUACUCCAAGGAAGAUGCCAAGAAGGGCAAAUUCGCCUUCACCACAGACGACUAUGAGAUCUACGAGAUCUGCUUCGAGAGCCACGCCCAGUCGGUGGGUUUCCGAGUUCCUGACCAGCUGAUCAUCCUCAACGUCAAACAUGGGGUGGAGGCCCGGAACUAUGAAGACAUUGCAAAGGCAGAGAAGCUGAAGCCUCUGGAGGUGGAUCUGCGACGUCUCGAGGACCUUUCUGAAUCCAUCGUCAAGGACUUUGCCUACAUGAAGCAGCGGGAGGAGGAAAUGAGGGACACAAAUGAGUCCACCAGCACCCGCGUGCUCUACUUCAGCAUCUUCUCCAUGCUGUGUCUGGUGGGCCUGGCCACCUGGCAAGUCUGUUACCUGCGCCGCUUCUUCAAGGCCAAGAAGCUCAUCGAGUGAGCAGCCCCUUGGGUGUGUCUGCCUCUCUCGCAGGACCCCCUGCGCUGGGCUCCCUUCCUGAUGGCCCUAGAAUCCACAUCCAGCCUCUCUCAGCUCUCGUGGGAAGCGGCGCUUGCACUGGACAUCUCUGCCUGUCAGGAAUGGAUUCUGGUGGGAAGCGGGGGUUCUGGCCCCCAGCAGGAAUCCAACUACCCCCAUGUUUAAGGAUCCUGUAGUUAACAGAGGAUCCAGUAGUGACGGCACCGUGAUCGGGAGGGAUUGGGUUGUAAUUAUUUUAAAAUAAAUAGUUAAUUGGGA
Molecule: messenger RNA, 1333 nt
Organism: Mauremys mutica (yellowpond turtle)
Lineage: Eukaryota; Metazoa; Chordata; Testudines; Geoemydidae
Product: transmembrane emp24 domain-containing protein 10-like
Exons: 5
Coding region: 389-1036 (215 amino acids)
Biological process (GO): intracellular protein transport; endoplasmic reticulum to Golgi vesicle-mediated transport; Golgi organization
Cellular component (GO): COPII-coated ER to Golgi transport vesicle; endoplasmic reticulum-Golgi intermediate compartment; Golgi apparatus
Source: RefSeq, a predicted model, not a curated record